Molecule: messenger RNA, 1024 nt
Organism: Lytechinus variegatus (green sea urchin)
Lineage: Eukaryota; Metazoa; Echinodermata; Echinoidea; Temnopleuroida; Toxopneustidae
Product: shiftless antiviral inhibitor of ribosomal frameshifting protein homolog
Exons: 6
Coding region: 195-950 (251 amino acids)
Biological process (GO): innate immune response; viral translational frameshifting
Molecular function (GO): sequence-specific mRNA binding; ribosome binding
Source: RefSeq, a predicted model, not a curated record
AUUCCCCACUGAAGUCCCCAACGACAUUAUACAUCAGGCCAGGUUCAAGGUAGGUACGGUACGACUGACAACGGCACCAACCAAACUGUUGUAGGUAUGCUACACAUAUUUCACCACAUUUCCAAACAUGUUCCUAGCCCUCGCUUGCACAGCAGAUUGAUACAUUGUCUGAAUCACUUGUGAGUUGAGGAAUCAUGGCCGAGAAUGGUCAACGGACACAUCGCAUCGGUAGAGAGCGGAUCAAAUACCUGACAGAUGGCCAGCCGGAUCAGAACAAGAUACGGUCGAUAUGUCGGGCAAUCUCGACAGAAUGUAACUACACAAGGGUAGACUUCAAUGUCCGUGAUAACGGAACGACCGAGUUCUUUGUCAGGGGAGCCGACGAUAAGAUGGAGCUAGCUCUUAGGUUAAUACAUCUUAGGCUUAAAGGAAGAGAUGGCGAACAGCCCCCUCCCGAGGUAGUCCCAUUAACUGUAGAGAAUAUCAGGAGACACAACAAGAAUCUAACAGAAAGAAGGCAGUUCGUAUGUGGGGCUUGCCGGAAGAUUUGGUUUCGAAAAGUGUUCAGCUGCAAACCUGUUUCACGGUGUGCUAAAUGUCAUGUCCGUUAUGAUCCUAUUCCUCGUGGUAGUGAAUUUGGACAUGGUUUCUACAGGUGUAGAGAUUGUGGAAAUGAAUUUACAGGGCGGGCUACUGCAGGAGUUCCAGCACCUUGCUUCGUUUGUGGAAGAAUGUGUAUGCCCUUGAGAAUCGGACCGAAGCCCGAGAGGGAUCUACCGCGGGGUGGUGGUCGUCAUGCAUGUGAGAUGUGUGAUAACGGUAGGAUCCAACCGUGUCCAUCUUUUAAUCAAUUCCCUGUCGUGAGUCAGCGCCAUGAAAGCACCGGGUCAACAGUAUCUACCUUUCUCACACAAACCUCAGACAUUUCCAUCGAUCUCGAAAAUGACUAGGAUGCGACUCGAUCGGGCAUGUUUAAGUGGUAAAGAGUCAGGAAACUGCACACUCAGAAACCAGGGGAGCGUUU